UAGAGCGCCCGGGUGCUUUGCGCCAGGCUGAGGGUGGGGCCAGCGUUAGUGGUUCCGGCUCGGCUCCUGUCGCCCCUCGGCUCCUCGCCUUCCCCCUCCCCUCCCACACCUCUCCUCCCUCCGCUUCCUGGGAAAGAGAGAAGCUACCACCGUGGGUGGGUACAGAAGCGCUCGUCGCCUCUGGGAGGGGACCGCGCCGGUCCCUUGUGAUCCCCGGAGCUCCACCGGACCAGGUACUCGCUCCGGCUCCGACGGGGUCCCGGAGGUUGGAGCCUGAGGUUACAAAAUAUCCGUCUAUGCUCGAGACUUACAGACUACAUGUCCACAAGAACGAUCCAAUGGUUUUUCAUUCCUUGAAGAUACAUUAGAAGCAUAAAUAUGGUGCCAAAAGAACUUUCUACCCUUCUCUGACUACGGUUCAUUUGGACAUACUUUUGUACUGAAGAGAGGUAUACAGCCUGAGGCUAUUCAUUGUGGAGCGACUCUGUCGGGUAGGAUAAUGGACCAUCCUAGUAGGGAGAAGGAUGAAAGACAACGGACCACUAAACCCAUGGCACAAAGGAGUGCACACUGUUCCCGACCGACUGGCUCCUCAACAUCCUCUGGGGUUCUUAUGGUGGGACCCAACUUCAGGGUUGGCAAGAAGAUAGGGUGUGGGAACUUCGGAGAGCUCAGAUUAGGUAAAAACCUCUACACCAAUGAAUAUGUAGCUAUCAAACUGGAACCAAUAAAAUCACGUGCUCCACAGCUUCAUUUAGAAUACAGGUUUUAUAAACAGCUUGGCAGUGCAGGUGAAGGUCUCCCACAGGUAUAUUACUUUGGACCGUGUGGGAAAUACAAUGCCAUGGUGCUGGAGCUCCUCGGCCCUAGCUUGGAGGACUUGUUUGACCUCUGUGACCGAACUUUUACUUUGAAGACUGUGUUAAUGAUAGCCAUUCAGUUGCUUUCUCGAAUGGAAUAUGUGCACUCAAAGAAUCUCAUUUAUCGAGAUGUCAAGCCAGAGAACUUCCUGAUUGGCCGGCAAGGCAAUAAGAAAGAGCAUGUUAUACACAUUAUAGACUUUGGACUGGCUAAGGAAUACAUAGACGCUGAAACCAAAAAACAUAUACCUUAUAGGGAACACAAAAGUUUAACUGGAACUGCAAGAUAUAUGUCUAUCAACACGCAUCUUGGCAAAGAGCAAAGCCGGAGGGACGAUUUGGAAGCUCUGGGCCAUAUGUUCAUGUAUUUCCUUCGAGGCAGCCUGCCCUGGCAAGGACUCAAGGCUGAUACAUUAAAAGAAAGAUAUCAAAAAAUUGGUGACACCAAAAGGAAUACUCCCAUUGAAGCACUCUGUGAAAACUUUCCAGAGGAGAUGGCAACCUACCUGCGAUAUGUCAGGCGAUUAGACUUCUUUGAAAAACCUGACUAUGAGUAUUUACGGACCCUCUUCACAGACCUCUUUGAAAGGAAAGGUUACACCUUUGACUACGCCUACGAUUGGGUCGGGAGGCCUAUUCCUACUCCAGUAGGGUCAGUUCAUGUAGAUUCUGGUGCAUCUGCAAUAACUCGAGAAAGCCACACACACAGGGAUCGGCCAUCACAACAGCCUCUACGAAAUCAGGUGGUUAGCUCAACCAAUGGAGAGCUGAAUGUCGAUGACCCCACAGGAGCCCACUCCAAUGCACCAAUCACAGCUCACGCUGAGGUGGAAGUAGUGGAGGAAGCUAAGUGCUGCUGUUUCUUUAAGAGGAAAAGGAAGAAGACUGCUCAGCGCCAUAAGUGACCAGUGCCUCCCAGGAGUCCUCAGGUCCUGGGGACUCUGACUCGAUUGCACCUGCAGCUCCUGCCAUUUCUCAUUGGAAAGGACUCCUCUGCAGGGGAGGGUGGAGAUCCAAACCAAAAAGAAGAAAAGAGAUGCCCCCAGAAGGAGCCAGUGUGGGCAGCCAGGGCCCAGGGGGUCAGUGGCUGUCCCCACCUGCCUGAGGCUCUGAGCAGGUCCCAGAGCUGCUGCUCCUCCACUGCUUGCCCUCAGGGCCACUUGGUUGACUCUCCUUCCUAUUGUUUACAGUGAAGGUGUCAUUCACAAAAACUCAAGGACUACUAUUCUCUUCCCGCCCCUUAGUUUACUCCCGGUCCUUGCCCCACCCUCAACCUUCUCCAGCACUAAAGCUAGUGAGUUGAAGGCUUUGUCUGCCGAAGGAACUCUAGAGGCUGGGCUUGUGGCCAAGAAGGUAGGAGGAAGAUGGCAGGCCUGAGCUGGAGAGGAACCCUCUCCACCUUCCAGGGAUAUCUGGCUCCCUCUUCCUCUGUGCCUGCCCAGCCUCCAUCCUCAGCUGGCCAUGGGUACAGUUUACUCCCUCCCUCCCUCUUAUGAGGUUACACUGUAGGACACAAGCUGUGAGAAAUCUGCAGUCUACUGUCCCCGUGUGUUGGCGUUCUUAGCUUUCUUGACAAGUGUGAACUCUAUUCUCCAGUCAGUAGUAGAACAAUGCAAAUUGUUCUGAGCAAAGGAAAAAAACUGACUUUAUUGCACUUUUAGUUUAUUGGUUUUUUUGUGUUUU
Molecule: messenger RNA, 2543 nt
Organism: Myotis davidii
Lineage: Eukaryota; Metazoa; Chordata; Mammalia; Chiroptera; Vespertilionidae
Gene: CSNK1G1
Product: casein kinase 1 gamma 1
Exons: 12
Coding region: 500-1765 (421 amino acids)
Biological process (GO): signal transduction; peptidyl-serine phosphorylation; endocytosis
Cellular component (GO): nucleus; plasma membrane; cytoplasm
Molecular function (GO): ATP binding; protein serine/threonine kinase activity
Source: RefSeq, a predicted model, not a curated record